CUCUCAUACUGCCUCAUGGUGAGAGUCAUAUAUAGAACAUACCACACUGUCAGGCAAAGAUACUGCGUACUAACAGGGUAGCCUAGGCGCAGUGACUGAGGCAACUGUGGACAAAAUGAAUGACACCACUGCAGAGCCUACUUACUCCUAUCCACCUCGUCCAGCAAGGGCAUCCUUCAAUAUUACACGCGAGUUGCACGUUGCAUGCUUACUGGAUGAUAUUGAGCGAGUCGUUGAAUUACUUGCGAUGGGAGCAGAUCGCGAUGCCCUUAGCUACGCUGAUUAUUCUGCGCUUGAUGUCGCUGACUUGUUGAACCGAGUAAGUGUUGUCAAAUGUCUGUUGGCACAAGUGAAUAUCCAAGAGACCGGAAUGCUAGAGCUCAUGUACGCUAUCCGUCAGGGUAGAUCGACUGUUGUACGAGCUCUGCUAGAGAUGGGUCUUAAUGACCAGCUUCAGGACGAGGCGCUGUUCCGUGGCGUUUUCCUCAUGGCGUGCUAUAUUGGAACGACUUUUGUCGUCAAUGCUCUGGUCAAAUAUGGCCCGGGUCUUUUUAUCUCUCCUUUCGAGGAUAUGUUUGUUCAUGUUGCCAUGUUUCUGAACAAUACCGAAGUAGCUGAUACAAUUCGCGAUAUUGCUGACAUUGAACGCCGCAAGAUGUUCAGAGAUGUCGAGGCAUAUAUGCUUCCAAAUUCUUACUUGGAGGUGACUGAGGACACUGACAAGGUCUUUUCUGAUUUUUUGAAUGACCCUAACUCACCUAACUUUGAUGCAUCGCCUGAGCACGAUGAGCAGCUGUUGAUCGAUUCGUGGCUUUGA
Messenger RNA from Aspergillus caelatus, 817 nucleotides. RefSeq names its product ankyrin repeat domain-containing protein. The record is from RefSeq and is a predicted model, not a curated record. Gene Ontology annotation, molecular function: protein binding. The transcript has 2 exons. Lineage: Eukaryota; Fungi; Ascomycota; Eurotiomycetes; Eurotiales; Aspergillaceae. The coding region runs from base 116 to 817 and encodes 233 amino acids.